CCUUCCUGAGGGAAGCAUCAACCUACGACCCAACAGAACACUGAGCGUCUUGUACAAACUUGCCCCUUCGGAGGGAAAGCUCUUAGCACACCUAGAUGCCAAAUAACUGACCAUGAGCCAGGCUAUCAGAGCCGUAGGCACUAUGAACGACAAGUACCACCGGGCAGCCCGGGAUGGCUACCUGGACCUACUCAGAGAGGCCACUCGGAAGCAGCUCAACGCGCCCGAUGAAGACGGAAUGACACCGACGUUAUGGGCUGCGUACCACGGCAACCUUGAUGCGCUCCGACUCGUUGUGGGAAGAGGAGGUGACCCUGACAAGUGUGAUAUUUGGGGCAACACUCCGCUCCAUCUGGCCGCCGCCAACGGCCACCACAGCUGCCUGUCCUUCCUGGUAUCGUUCGGUGCCAAUGUGUGGUGCCUGGACAACGACUACCACACGCCCCUCGACAUGGCCGCCACCAAGAGCCACAUGGACUGUGUCCGAUACCUGGACUCCAUCUCCGCCAAGCAGUCUGUCCUCAACCCCAAGCUGGUGGAGAAGCUGAAAGACAGAGCAUCCCGCGCGGCAGAAAGGAGGAUAAAGGACUGUGUGAAGAUGCAGCAGAAACACCACCAGCGGCUGGAGAGAAAGUUCCUGAAGGAGAGCGUCAGGUCGGAUAACUCAGACGCCAUGAGUUUCUCUAGUUAUAACAGCAGCAGCACGCUAAGCCGCAAUCUUCCUCAGUUCAACACUGCCACUUCCAACAUGCCAUACUCACAGGCCACUGUACACUCCACAGCCAAGGGGAGGACCAAGAUUCACAAGAAGCUAGAGAAGAAGAAACAGGUGGACGGCACCUUUAAGAUCUACGAGGAUGGGAGGAAGAGUGUUCGCUCGCUGUCUGGCCUUCAGCUUGGCCAGGACGUCAUGUUCCUAAAGCAGGGCACUUACGCCAACUCUAAGGACCACUCGCGCCUCAACAUCCGGGACAUGUUCCCUCACCACGGCAACAACCACGAUCACCAUGACAAUGACCACUACGAUGACGAUGAACGUGCCGACACCAUCUUCCACCUCUCCCGUGCCAUCAGCGACCCGGUUCUCCACGAGGCCGCCUACUCCGAGAUCAGCACUGACUCGGGCCGUGACUCCCUUUUCACCCGGCCCGGUCUUGGAACCAUGGUGUUCCGACGGAACUACGUCUCCGAUGGCCUCUUCGCCAUUGGAGCCCAGGACGAGGGUUCCGUGGCUGGCUCCGAGCCGGUGGGCCGUGCCCCUAACGUCCGCCUCCGUGGCCGUCUACCCCGGCGCCAGCCCAGCCUGGAUGAUGCAACAAAGAUAGACAGCAUCAUGAGCGCCCUGAGCCUCCAGGAGAGGAAUCUGCAGGAGCUGCCCUGGGAGGAGUCUGACGUGGGCCUGGACGAGGAGCUGCCCUGGGAGGAGGCUGACGUGGGCCUGGACGAGGAGCUGGAGCCUGAGAGUGGACACCUGGAGACGUUUCUUGCCUCCCAGAGCCUGGGGGAGUUCAUGCCCAUUUUCAGGAGGGAGAAGAUUGACCUCCAAGCUCUGUUGCUCUGCUCAGACCAGGACCUGACCUCCAUACACAUCCCACUGGGACCCAGGAAGAAGCUGCUAAAGGCUUGUAAGAGACGGCUGGACACCCUGGAGGAACCAGAGGGCAUCGAGGACACUGAGCUCUGACGAGAGAUGACAUGGUGACAUCUUUACUGUCAUUCAAGGUGACACACAGAGUCCUGUCUGCCUAUCAGCUCUAGUCCAUGGAGAGCUGUGGUCCUGCCUAUCAGCUUUAGUCCAUGGAGAGCUGUGGUCCUGCCUAGCAGCUCUAGUCCAUGGAGAGCUGUGGUCCUGCCUAUCAGCUCUAGUCCAUGGAGAGCUGUGGUCCUGCCUAUCAGCUCUAGUCCAUGGAGAGCUGUGGUCCUGCCUAUCAGCUCUAGUCCAUGGAGAGCUGUGGUCCUGUCUGCCUAGCAGCUCUAGUCAAUGGAGAGCUGUGGUCCUGACUAUCAGCUCUAGUCCAUGGAGUCCUGAGAUGGUGUUAGGAUUAUCCACACAGAGCUGUGGUCCUGCCUGACUAACGCCACUCCCCAGGGACAGCACUCCCUGGCUGGGGACACAGAGAACAUUACACUGGGGUCUGGUAGAGUCCCUAGGGUCCUGGUGCCGUGCAUGAGAGGGCGUCUUUAAUUACACACCCAGAUGGUCUUGCAGGGCCGGGUGUGCUGUAGGACAGUGCCUACUCACUUACUGUCAUUGGCACGGAAACAAACACACUCACACGUUUCCCAUAUGGAAUACAUUUGCAACUGAGCAUUUGAUCAUGUUUUUUGUCUAUAUAUUUGUGCAAACGUGUAAUGUUAUUUCCGUAUUUAUUAUUUAUUAAUAGAAAAUGUUUUGUUUAUUGUUUAUUACAGACAUUACUGUCCAGUUGUGUUACUUUAGUAUGUAUAAUAGUUGUACAGUUCUCCAGUUAGCUCAGAUGAAAAGCUGACCAUGUCUGUUAUAUUUAUUUGUAAUGUUUAUUUCACCUUUAUUUAACUAGACAAGUCAGUUAAGAACACAUUCUUAUUUUACAAUGACACAUAU
Messenger RNA from Oncorhynchus tshawytscha (Chinook salmon), 2584 nucleotides. RefSeq names its product Usher syndrome type-1G protein homolog. Gene Ontology annotation, molecular function: protein binding. Gene Ontology annotation, biological process: equilibrioception; sensory perception of light stimulus; sensory perception of sound. The transcript is spliced from 6 exons. Lineage: Eukaryota; Metazoa; Chordata; Actinopteri; Salmoniformes; Salmonidae. The record is from RefSeq and is a predicted model, not a curated record. Bases 113 to 1684 code for a protein of 523 amino acids.